AUGGAUAAUUGGGUAAAAAUUACUGUCCGAUCCGUUCGUACAAGAUACGCAUCUAGCCCACUGCAUUUUGGUGAUGAAGAACGAGAGUACUUCCUCCGUUGUCACAGAAAAGAUGUUCGUUUAAUAUGUGGUGCUGAGUGCUUUACUUAUGGACUCUUAGCUUCUGGAUUUAUCGAUGUCAUUGCCCAGUCUUUUCUUGGUGUCCAACUUAAAAUGAUGGUUCUGCAGCCAUAUGAUUUUCUCGCUUUUAUACCAAUCAUAGAAGGAGCUGGAGGUAUUAUAACUGAUUGGGCUGGUCAGAAAUUAAGGUGGCAAGCUUCUCCAAUGUCCAUAGGUCCAACUUAUUAUCGCAUAUUUGCUUCCGGAGAUGCCCAGGUCCACCAUGAUGCUUUGGAAUAUCUUAUUAUUGCAUGA
Messenger RNA from Chenopodium quinoa (quinoa), 414 nucleotides. Its product is annotated as bifunctional phosphatase IMPL2, chloroplastic-like. Gene Ontology annotation, molecular function: phosphoric ester hydrolase activity. NCBI's taxonomy places the organism in Eukaryota, Viridiplantae, Streptophyta, Magnoliopsida, Caryophyllales, Amaranthaceae. Gene Ontology annotation, biological process: L-histidine biosynthetic process. The record is from RefSeq and is a predicted model, not a curated record. Bases 1 to 414 code for a protein of 137 amino acids. The transcript is spliced from 5 exons.